AUGAAGGUCAUUCCAAUUCCAGUUCUUGAUGAUAACUAUUCUUAUCUAAUUAUUGAUGAAAAAACAAAUGAAGCUGCCGUUGUUGACCCAGUAGAACCAAAAAAAGUUCUUGCGGUUGUACAAGAACAAAGUGCCAAUCUCAAACAUUUGAUCACAACGCAUCAUCACGCCGACCAUUCUGGUGGAAAUGAUGAAUUAUUUUCAGAAAGAAAAGAUUUAAUUGUUUAUGGAGGUGAUAAUCGUAUUCCAGCUGUGACCAAGAUCGUAAAAGAUAAUGAAGAAUUUAAAAUUGGUCAAAUCAAUGUAAAGGCUUUAUUUACUAUCUGUCAUACUAGCGCAAGUGUUAGUUUUUAUUUACAAGAUGAAAAAGAUAAAGCUGUAUUUACUGGUGACACGCUUUUCAUUGGAGGAUGUGGUAGAUUUUUUGAGGGUACAGCAGAACAAAUGCAUAAUUCAUUAAAUAAUAUUUUAGCAAAGUUACCUGAAAACACAAAGGUUUAUUGUGGUCAUGAGUAUACUUCGAGUAAUUUAAGGUUUGCUGAUUCUGUUGAACCUGAUAAUGAUUUCCUUCAGCAAAAAAUUCAAUGGGUAAAAGAUCAUAAACAAACUGUACCAAGUACUAUUGGUGAUGAAUUGAAAUUUAAUCCUUUUAUGAGAGUUGAUAAAGAUUCUAUCAGAAAAGCUACUGGUAAACAAGAUCCUAUUCAAGUUAUGGCUAAAUUAAGAGAAAUGAAAAAUAAUUUUAAGUAA
This is a messenger RNA of Funneliformis caledonium, 750 nucleotides long. The record is from the annotation of a GenBank genome assembly. NCBI's taxonomy places the organism in Eukaryota, Fungi, Glomeromycota, Glomeromycetes, Glomerales, Glomeraceae.